Messenger RNA from Corticium candelabrum, 1625 nucleotides. RefSeq lists its product as uncharacterized. Bases 23 to 1435 code for a protein of 470 amino acids. The record is from RefSeq and is a predicted model, not a curated record. Lineage: Eukaryota; Metazoa; Porifera; Homoscleromorpha; Homosclerophorida; Plakinidae. Gene Ontology annotation, molecular function: GTP binding. The transcript has a single exon.
GCGCGUGUCUCUCCUAGACGGCAUGUCUGACUCAACGGUUCCAUGUUACAAGCGAGUUGUUGUUUUCAUUGGCAGGACAGGAUCAGGAAAAUCUACUUGUGCAAACGCUUUGACGGGCGACUUUGAUUCAUUCAAAGAAAGCGACGGUUCGGUAAGCGAAACGAAGUUCGUGGAAGCCAAAACAGUUCGUGUCGAUCGGGCAGAAGGAAAAGUCUACGAUGUGAAGAUUGUAGACACGAUUGGCAUCGGUGACACUAAACUGUCCCCUGACGAAGUCUUGCAGCGACUCGCGGCCGCCUGCCAUGAAUGCAGAGAAGGAAUCAAUGCCGUGCUGUUUGUCACAGGUGGACGAUUUACAAAAGAAGAAGCGGAUGCUUGGGACGUCAUGUGGCAAGUUCUGUUUGGAAGUGAAGUUUUUGAGCAUACAGCUAUAAUACGAACAAAUUUUAGAAAGUUUCAAGAUCCGAAUGAAGUCGCAGACGACAAAAAAAAGUUGAGAGAGGAAGGAGGACCUGCUGCAGGCAGAAUCUUGCCCAAUGUGAAACACUUUCUGUAUGUUGACAAUCCACCUGAAGAGUACGGAGGGAAAGAAAUACGUGAGAAAUCACGUGACAUCUUACUUACACAUCUGAUCGUCAACUGUGAAAAGGUUUUCCAACCACCGAUUAUGCGUGAAGUCAAAGAACGAAUUUCCCAGCACGCAAACGCACAUCAAGAAGCAAUAAAGAAGCAAGAGCAGAUGGAAGUUGAGCUAAAAAGAGUUCACGAUGAAAUAGAACGACUCCAGAUUCAAGUCGAAGUAAACAAGGCUAACAGGGAGAAGGAAGAAGCAGAGAAAGCAAUGGCGCGAGAAAUGGAGGCCAUCAUUGAACAGAAAGCAAAUCAAGAAGCAAUGAAGAGACAAGAGCAGCCAGACGUUGAGCUAAAGAAAUCUGAUAGUGAAAUAGAACAACUCCAGAUUCAAGUCGAAGUAGACAGAGAUAACAGAGGGAGUGAAGAAACAUACAAGGCAAUGGCACGAGAGACGGAGGCCAGCACUGAACAGAAAGCAAAUCAAGAAGCAAUGAAGAAACAAGAACAGCUAGAAGUUGAGUUAGAAACUCACAAAAAAAUAGAACAACUCCAGAUUCAAGUCGAAGCUAACAGAGAGAAAGAAGAAACAGACAAGGCAAUGGCACGAGAGACGGAGGCCAUAACUGAAAGGAGAGCAAAUGAAGAAGUAAUGAAGAGACAAGAGCAGCUAGAAGCUGAGGUAAAGAAAACUCAUGAUGAAAUGAAACGUCUCCAGACUCAAGUGAAAGCUAUCGAAGAGAAGGAUGAUGCAAGCAAAGCGGAAGCAAAUGAAGGACUUCUGGGACGAGCAGCUGCACAGCUAGUUGAUAAAGGAACUAAAUUCGUAGUAAAUGCCGCCAAACAGCUUUGUUCUGUAAUGUGAAUUGAGUUGGACUUUUGGAGAAACUCUGCACGCUAUUGUAGUAACAACUGUCUUUGCUGUCUGUGUCUUUACUGCAUGCAUGCUCGUUAGCUGCAGCACUAUGCAUGCAAGCAUACACAGUGAUCGUGUUUGCGAUGCUUACUCUAAGCUAUACAUGGUGUUGCCAACUAAAUAUAUACAAUUAAGACAG